Messenger RNA from Acaulospora morrowiae, 838 nucleotides. Lineage: Eukaryota; Fungi; Glomeromycota; Glomeromycetes; Diversisporales; Acaulosporaceae. The record is from the annotation of a GenBank genome assembly.
AUGACACCGCCACUACCAAUAGAAUGCAUCGAGGAUAUUAUAUCCAACAUUGUAGAGGAUAAAGAUACAUUGUAUUCAUUUCUUCUUGUUAGCCGAUACUGGUGUAAACAUGUGGCACCGAUACUCUGGAAACGACCAUUCUCCCUGCUGGGUCGACCUUCCGCCCUACUGAUACGCACCUACAUUAUGUGUCUUUCCCAGGAAUCAAAGCACCUUUUGAGUUCCCACAAAAUCGAUCUGAAUUUUGCGAAUAAAUGUGGAGUUCCAUAUUUCGACUAUGCGACUUUUCUUCGUGUUCUCGAUUAUAGAGGUCUCUGUUAUUCGAUUUUCCAAUGGUUAAGUCUUCAUCAGGAUUAUCGCUUCGACAAGCUGGUAUUUUUGUUCGCACGGGAGUUGUGUAAAUUGUUCAUGAGUCGAUGUUCAAACUUCGAUGGCCUCUAUAUGGAUACUCGGGGGAUGGACACGUGGGAACUUCAGAUGGACUACCUGUUGAUACCUUGUCUUCCCGGUGCCGAAAUGUGUCUGGCAAAACUAGAGCAUUUCACCUGCGGUGGAAAUUAUAACGGUAGUGGGAUGCUAUGCGCAUUAUCUAAAGUAUGCAAAAAUAUCAGGAGAUUGGAUAUUUAUAAUUCCAACAAUUUCGAACCGAUGGGAGGAUACCUUGCGAUGUUAGUAGAAGCUCAAAAAGGUCUGGAACGCUUCACUCUAAUCGGAUAUUAUUGUCUAAUUUCCGAUGUAGUACUUGCGCUAAACACACAAUCCCGAUCGUUGACUUACGUCGAACUAACAAUAAACGAUUUUUUCGAGGACGAUCUAUCACUCAGCUCACUGGCAAACU